AUUGCAAAAUUUUGGAAUGAAAAUGAGGAUAAUCCUGACAAUCAAGUGGAUACGAAAUUGAAAAAUACAAGACCUGAUCCUGAAAUCCAAUACUUCAUUGUUAAAGAAGGCAUUGCUGAACGGGUAGAGAAAGACGCUGCAAAUACAGACGAUGAUGUAGUUCAAGUCUUCCAAUGUCCCGUAUGUUCAGUACAUUUCAUUAAGGAGCGGCAGUAUCAGUUGCAUAAAUGUACUAAGAUGAAAUUCCAGUGCACGGAAUGCGAUGCCAGUUUUCCGCAUAGCCGGUCUUUAAGUGCGCAUAUGCGAAUGCACAGAGAUAGGAAGACGAAAACGGAAUUGCAGAACUUGCCGGAUGCCAACGGUCCUUUUAUUUGUGAGCAUUGUAACACUCAGUUUGGCACUUACAAAUCCCUGCGAUUGCAUAUCCGUAUGCAUGACCCAGUCAAGAGUAAAGAGAUUGAACCUCCCGUCAAUUACGGCAUCAUGGGUGAGGAUAUCGAGGCGAAAACCAAUACGCGAACCAUGUUCACAUGUAAAAUCUGCAAUAAGGUUUACGACGAAGGGUAUAAAGAUAUUCAUCUGCUUUCGCACAGCACCAAAAAUAAUUACGAUUGUACCAUCUGCAAUCGGAAGUUCUUUACCGAAAGCAAUUUGGAAAUGCAUUUGAGAGUGCACAACACCGAGAAAACGCAGACUUGUACAUACUGCAAAAAGGAGUUUGACGAUGCCGCGUUGUUACAGCAACACGUCAAGCAACAUAUAGAAUCUCGUCCAUACGAGUGUAGCUAUUGCAAUCGCAGGUUCAUAAGGCCACACGAGAAGGUGAAGCAUGAGCGUAUCCAUACAGGCGAGAAGCCGCACAUCUGCGAGCUCUGCGGGAAAGCGUUCAGAGUGAGCUACUGCCUCACACUUCAUAUGCGAACGCAUUCUGGAUCCAGACCUUACCAGUGUCAGGAGUGCGGAAAACGCUUCAAAGCUCACUCGGUCUACAACCAUCAUUUGCUAAUACACUCGAACGUACGAAAAUACAAGUGCCCUUAUUGUCCGAAAGCUUUUAAAACUGCCGUUCAAUUGGCUGGUCACAGGAAUACCCAUACGAAACCAUUCACAUGUACCGAAUGCAACCGACCAUUCGCGUCUCUAUAUGCCGUUAGGUCACAUAUGGAGACACACAAGCAAGAUAACAAUUUGAAAUACAAUUGUUAUGCAUGCGGAGCAAGUUAUGCAAGGGCAUUCGCCCUUCGAGAUCACAUUAAGUCCCAUCACGAGGACCAAUGGGAUAAAGACUACGAUCCGAUGCUGGAAAGUAGCAGCGCAGCGACUAGUAUUCUGCAGGACGAAGAUGGAAAUGAGAUCGAGAACGUUUUCAUCGUGGAUUCUAAUACUAUUGUAGAUAUUCCCCAACAAGAUGUAAUUAUUGAACAAAAUUAAACAAAAACGUAGUUUACAAUGAC
This is a messenger RNA of Nicrophorus vespilloides, 1454 nucleotides long. RefSeq names its product zinc finger protein 501. Lineage: Eukaryota; Metazoa; Arthropoda; Insecta; Coleoptera; Silphidae. The transcript has a single exon. The record is from RefSeq and is a predicted model, not a curated record. The annotation marks the transcript as partial.